Malus domestica (apple) is the source of this 1783-nucleotide messenger RNA. RefSeq names its product protein FIZZY-RELATED 3-like. Gene Ontology annotation, molecular function: anaphase-promoting complex binding; protein binding; ubiquitin ligase activator activity. Lineage: Eukaryota; Viridiplantae; Streptophyta; Magnoliopsida; Rosales; Rosaceae. Gene Ontology annotation, cellular component: anaphase-promoting complex. The record is from RefSeq and is a predicted model, not a curated record. Gene Ontology annotation, biological process: positive regulation of anaphase-promoting complex-dependent catabolic process; positive regulation of ubiquitin protein ligase activity; anaphase-promoting complex-dependent catabolic process.
AUGAUAUCAUCACAUUCUUCAGACCCAGCAACCCGGAAACUCCUCCUCCAAGCAACCAAGAACCGCAUCCAACAGAACCCAGCAAUGGAGUCACCUCAAACCAGGAAAUCGGGGCUCAACCUCCCCACCGGGAUGUCCGAGACACUGCUCCGCCUCGAUUCCGUUUCGGGUUCUUUUCGUGCGGUUUCGAGCCUCUCAGCGUCGCCGGGUUCUUGUCGGGCGAUUUCGAACCUGUCCUCGCCGUCCAAGUCCUCGACUUGCAGCGACAGAUUCAUCCCCUGCAGAUCCUCGUCGCGGCUUCACACGUUCGGGCUCAACGAGAAGGCCUCGCCGGUGAAAGAAGGAGGCAACGAGGCGUAUGCCAGGUUGUUGAAAUCGGAGCUUUUCGGGUCUGAUUUCGGGUCUUUUUCUCCUGCAGGUGGCGGAGGUGGUGGUGCAGCGUCGCCCAUGAGUCCCAGCAAGAACAUGUUGCGGUUCAAGACGGAGAACUCGGGCCCGAACUCGCCUUACUCGCCGUCCCUUCUGAGAAAUGACAGUGGGUUUUCCAGCGAGACUACGCCUCCCAAGCCUCCUCGCAAGGUCCCCAAGACACCCCAUAAGGUUCUGGAUGCUCCGUCACUACAAGAUGACUUUUACUUGAACCUUGUGGACUGGUCCUCCCAAAAUGUCCUUGCAGUUGGACUGGGCACCAGUGUUUAUCUCUGGAGUGCAUCAAACAGCAAGGUGACAAAACUGUGUGACUUGGGGCCUAAUGACGGCGUGUGCUCUGUCCAAUGGACACGGGAGGGUUCAUACUUGUCGAUUGGCACAAGUCUUGGUCGAGUUCAGGUUUGGGAUGGGACGCAGUGCAAGAGGGUCCGAACAAUGGGCGGGCAUCAAACAAGGACCGGAGUCUUGGCGUGGAACUCGCGCAUAUUAGCUUCAGGGAGCCGAGAUCGGAAUAUACUUCAACACGACCUUCGAGUCCCAGACAACUAUAUCAGCAAGCUUGUUGGCCACAAGUCUGAGGUAUGUGGGCUGAAAUGGUCCAACGAUGACAGGGAACUUGCAUCCGGUGGCAAUGAUAAUCAGCUCUUGGUCUGGAACCAGCAGUCUCAGCAACCGGCUUUGAGACUGACAGAGCACACAGCUGCAGUCAAGGCCAUUGCUUGGUCACCCCACCAGAGUGGCCUUCUUGCAUCUGGAGGCGGAACUGCUGACAGAUGUAUUCGGUUCUGGAACACUACAAACGGCCACCAAUUGAACAGCAUCGACACAGGAAGCCAGGUCUGCAAUCUUGCAUGGAGUAAGAAUGUCAAUGAGAUAGUCAGCACUCAUGGGUAUUCCCAGAAUCAAAUUAUGGUGUGGAAGUAUCCAUCCAUGGGAAAGGUUGCCAAUCUAACCGGUCAUAGCAUGCGAGUUUUGUACCUUGCAAUGUCACCGGAUGGUCAGACAAUAGUCACUGGUGCCGGGGAUGAGACUCUAAGAUUCUGGAACGUCUUUCCAUCUGUGAAGACACAUACGUCAGUGAAGGAUACCGGUCUUUGGUCACUAGGACGAACUCAGAUUCGAUGAUUCUCUCUUGCACAUACACAUGAAGCGAUAUCUUGUAAAUGGAGAUACUCUUAUUCUUUCCGGUCAGAAGAAUACUGUAAUUUAUCAGUAGUGAAAGGCACAAAUUUACUUCUUUUUCUUUGGUUCUUGUUAAUCCCACACGAAGUUUUGAAGUUUGUAAAGUGGUAUCUGGUGUGCCAUGCAAACCCUAACGAUUAAGAAAUUCAAAUAUAUACAUUUUCAGUGUUCA